Messenger RNA from Striga asiatica, 711 nucleotides. The record is from the annotation of a GenBank genome assembly. NCBI's taxonomy places the organism in Eukaryota, Viridiplantae, Streptophyta, Magnoliopsida, Lamiales, Orobanchaceae.
AUGCGUUCUUCUUCUUCAGCUCUCCAUGCAUUGAAGCCCACUGCAAACCCAAAGCCAAACACCGAACAAUAUCAAGCAGAUGAUCAUGUCAAGCGACAAAACGACCCAAACGUGCUUUUUCCAGAUUUUCCUCGCCUUCUGGUGCUGCUGGACCAUCUGCACAGGCAACCUGUUCUUCAUCUUGCGAACCGCCUUCUGGUCGGCCCCGAACCCGCGCCCGACUUGACCCGACCCGGACCCUCCCACGCUGGGCGAGGGCGACCCGAUCCCGUCCGUGUGGUACAGGGCCGGGCCGAGCAGCUGGCGGAAUACCGGGUUGAACUCGCCCUGGAAGCAGUGGGAAGAGAUACGCUCCAGCUUCCGCCGGCCGCCGGCGGCGGAGACCCGGCGGAACGUGUCGCGUACGCUCCGGAGGAACGCCUGGCCCUCGGAGGUCUCCAGCCGGUCGUCGGAGAUGGCGAAGUAGACGAACGGCGCGUCGAUGAGGAAGGCGUAGGUCCUCGACCGGACGGUGUGGCUGAACGCGGCGUGGUGCGGCGGCGCGUGGAGGAGGCACCUGGCGGCGACGGCGCCGAGGGCGGCGUCACGAGAGUUGAACUCGGCGAGCACGGUGGCGCCCCUCGCGAUGCAGGCGUAGUGGACCAGAUCCGGAUUGGGAAUCAUCGUGGGGAAAAAACAAAUCCGAAAAUCCAAUCCAAACCCACGAAUUGA